Molecule: messenger RNA, 789 nt
Organism: Hibiscus syriacus
Lineage: Eukaryota; Viridiplantae; Streptophyta; Magnoliopsida; Malvales; Malvaceae
Product: zinc finger CCCH domain-containing protein 54-like
Exons: 2
Coding region: 1-789 (262 amino acids)
Molecular function (GO): metal ion binding
Source: RefSeq, a predicted model, not a curated record
AUGGUUAUGGAGUUGAAACAGAAACAGUUCAUCUCCAACUUUAACCUUGCCCAGGCGCAUGUCAAAGCACAAGCUGAAGCUGAGGCUACUAAAAACAACGAAGCCAUUGAUAAAGCAAUCUAUGAGUCUGAUGAAUUCCGGAUGUACGGUUUAAAGAUCAAGCGCUGCACCAGGAUGCGCAGCCACGACUGGACCCAGUGCCCAUUCGCCCACCGCGGCGAGAAGGCUCAACGCCGUGACCCUCUCAAGUACCCUUACAUCCCUGUUGUCUGCCCCGCCUUCCGCGACGGAAUAUGCCCAAAUGGAGACAACUGCCAAUUGGCUCACGGAGUGUUCGAGUUCUGGCUGCACCCCGCCAAAUACCGCACCCAUCCAUGCAGUGCAGGUAAGUUCUGCACACGUAGGGUUUGCUUCUUUGCCCACUCACCUGACCAGCUGAGGUCCUCCAAGCCAAAAUUCAACAGCCCUAACCCAAAAAGCAAGGGAAAGAUGACGAUGAUGAACGGCGGUGGUGAUAAUCAUAAGCUGAUGAUGGUGGUUGGGUCUCUAUCGGGCAGCGGAGAAGGUUCCAGGCCAAUGCAGGCACAUUUUGUCGACCCAUCACCACUGCAGUUGGAAGGGUUUUCAAGUUUGCUCAAGAGCUUGAGGACAUUGAAGAUGAGGGAAGCCGAGGCAAGAGCGACGAACAAAAGCAACAACAACAAUAAUAAUAGUUUCUUUAGCGGCGGAGUUGAGAUGGCGGAUUCGUAUUUGUCACAUUUUGACUGGAUUUCGAAGCUGCUCAAAUAA